UAAGUGCAGAAUGCAUCAUUUCUUUUAUUAUUGCCUUUGAUAUGCAACAACAUGUCUUUAUAAUGGAUUUGAAAUGUCUGCGAGAGCUUACUGCUGUGAAGGCACUGCUGUUAUUCCGAUGUUAUUGUUUUAUUGUUUUUUAUUUCCACCGUCUUCAUUUUUCUUUCCAUUUAUGUUGACGUCGUUUGGUUACAAGCAUUCUUUUUUGAAAAAAAACACAGGUUACGGUUAUGGUUUAAAUAUUUAUCAUCUUUUAUUGGUUACCGACAGAUUUUUUAAUUUCCUUCCAAAAAAUGUAGCUCUUUUUCCAACUUUUCUUUGCUUGCAUUUGAUCAUUUAAGUUUGUUAUAAGGUCUGUAAUGCUAAAAACCAAGGCCAAAACAACACAUAGUUCCUCAUCGUUAUAAACAUGAGAAGAUCAAUCUUAAACAUCAUAAACAUGGUUUCAAUGCAACGCGAGGAAGUCUAAUAACACAUAGACGUCCAGAUCGUUGUGGACGAACUCCACAGAGAAGGUUGAACCGGUUCUACACUAAAUACGGGUCGUCAGGCCUGGUUUGCGCUGCACGCGGUGCGCGCUCCCGCGGCGUACGCGCACGACCGCGCAGAACGGCUGUAACACCUGAGCGCGCGAACGGCUCAAACGAGUCCCGUUAAACUCAGGACAUAAGUUCAGGAGUCGUUGUUGGACUUUUACCGACAGCCUGGAAUUCAACACCGGAGACGCGCUGCGUGUGUCCACGUGUUUGUACUUCGGACGGUUUACGAAGGACACAACCUAGUGAGAUCUCAUCCUGCACCCAGCUCUUCUCCGUCAUCUCCCUGCUGCAGCUCCACCCAAACAUGGCCACCACCUGAAUCCCCUCCGAGGUCUCCCUGGGUGACGGCUCGUCAGAUGGAGCAGGACCCGGAUUCUCAGCAGCACCAGGAUGAGCUUCAGUCGAGUCCUCCAUCUCGUCCCUACGAGGAACUCUUCUGCAGCAGCAACACCUCCCUCGCUGUGGGCCUUCUGACCGGCCCCCUCGUGACCCCCCGCGGGCCACACAGCGACGUGGUGAAACGGGGUUACCUCGGCAUGCUGGACCGCAGCCACAGAAGAUAUUUUGUCCUGAGAGCAGGAAGUCACACCGGGCCGGGCCGACUCGAGUGGUACAAGAACCAGGAGAGGUCUGCUGGUAAAGCUGCGCUGUUUGGCUCGAGCAAGCUGGGGGUGAUGUACCUGAGGUGCUGUCUCGGUGUGAGUCGGAGUGGCAGUUCCAGCAAAGGCUCCACGGUGGCGCUGUAUGCCAAGGAUCAGACCAUGGUGCUGCUGGCGGAGGACCAGUGGGAACAAGAAGCCUGGUACCUGGCCAUUAGGAAACUGAUGGAGGAAGAGCGUGUGGAAGAGGAUGAUGGGUAUUGCACCCUGCCCUCCGCUGCUUCCUUCAGAGAGGUGUGGCCCGUCACAGUGAGGUCCACAGGUCUGGGCUGUACCAAGUCUCUGGCCGGGGAGAGCCGUCUCUGCCUCACAGCCGCGUCUCUCGUCCUGGUCCGAGUGACGGCGUGCGGCGACUUGCCGUCGCUCACAAUCCCGCUGCUCAGUGUCAGGCGCUUUGGUCACUUGGACGGCUCCUUCUACUUGGAGCUCGGCAGGUCGGCACCAAAUGGGCCCGGAGAAAUCUGGAUGGGGGCAAGAGACCAAGGGAACCCGGCCUUCGCCCAUCACAUUCACGAGGUGGUCAUUGAGACGGUCAGGGCGCUGCGAGCUCUUCCCGACUUCAGCCGCUCACCAGCCUCCACCCACAGUCAGCUUCAGGCCCUCCUGGCUUCCAAGCGCUGCCGACCCAAAUACAGAGACAAGGCGGCGAAGGUGAGACCGACCGGUGCUGGUCCGCUCCUCAGGAACCCUGGAACCCAGACGAGUCGCCCCGAAUGUCACCUCGAGCCCGACAAACCACACCAAACGCAGCCUGGGUCCCCUCGGAGCUCCGCCUCCCACCUCGGCCCUCUCGGGUCCCCUCGGAGCUCCACGUCUGAGUCCGAAGGCUACGUGGAAAUGGAGACGGACCAGCUCGUCCCAGUGGACCAAGGGAGGGAUGGCGACCCCGAAGGAGCUGCCAUGGCGACGGGGGACCGCCGCAGUGGGAGCUGGGAGCCAGGCGAGGUGCAGCGUCUAGGUUACAUGAUGAUGUCACCACCAGGGGGCCACGGUUCACCUGCGCUGUCUCAGGAUGACUAUGUGACGAUGGCGAGCCCCCAAAAGCACAACGCACAACCUCGCCCUCCCUCCCCCUCGUCUUCCCUCCAGACGUCAUUCGACAGCUUCACCUUCGACAGCUCCUCUCUGCACGCGUGGCAUCGUCGGACCAACGAGCCCAGUCCUCCACGCCGGCUUCUGACCUCGGGCCAACAGCCAGAGACGGGAGCCGGCCAAUCAGAGAGGAGCAUCAGCUGCUCCAGCCAACCACAGGAAGCUGUGAGGAGUGCUGAGCCGUCUGCCGUGACGACUCCCUUCGUCCAAAGUGGACCAGACCAGGCCGGGCCGGGCCGGGCUAGCCGAGCGGCCUCAGACCGAUCAGGUGGAAGAUGGCGGCUGUCUCUGUGUCUGCCGUCCUGCCUGAGGACGCAGACUGAGUCGUUGUGAUGAUCGUUUUGCUGGUGAUGUUAUAGUUACACCAACGUAUGAAAGAAUAAUUGAUUUAAAUUUUCAAUCUACGGGAUUUAUAUUAAAUGCAGAAUGUAAUGAAUAUAUUGUCUGUAAAUUCACUGAAUGUUUUGUUUCAGUUUUCCCUUUUUCUACAUUUUCUUUGCCUUUCCUCUUUCAGUGUGGAUUACAUUGGGCCUUGGAUUGUGGUUGAAGCACUUUCACUGUUAUGAAAUAAUUAAAAGAAUAAAGUCCUGUGAAAGCAAAUGUUUCUUAAGCCCUUCGUUGAUCAGUAUAAAAGCAUACAUAAGAAACAAAGAAUUUAAGCAGAAUUUACUGCUUUUCCUUUGCUGUGUGGAGUCUUGUGUCGUCUUUGUGAUUCUGUCCUAACGGGACCAACUCAGUCAACACUGAAACGUUGUUCAUUUUGGGAAUAGUUCUCUUUACAUGUGUUUUACAAACACUUUUAACUUUAACUAUCCACCUCAUGGACUUUCUCUUGAUGGUGGAUUUACAUUUAUUAUGAAGGGAGCAGAUACUGGAGAGUUUUGUCGGGGUCACAUUCCUUC
Pungitius pungitius (ninespine stickleback) is the source of this 3192-nucleotide messenger RNA. RefSeq names its product insulin receptor substrate 1-like. The record is from RefSeq and is a predicted model, not a curated record. Gene Ontology annotation, cellular component: plasma membrane; cytosol. Gene Ontology annotation, biological process: insulin receptor signaling pathway. The transcript has 6 exons. Lineage: Eukaryota; Metazoa; Chordata; Actinopteri; Perciformes; Gasterosteidae. Bases 896 to 2623 code for a protein of 575 amino acids. Gene Ontology annotation, molecular function: phosphatidylinositol 3-kinase binding; insulin receptor binding.